AUGUUCAGAAACGCUUUGAGUUCACAAUCAUUUAGAUCUACCAUCAUGUCUGCUAAAAGAUUCAACUCUUCAAUUACCCCUGUUAGAACAUCACAAGCUCCUCCACCAGCCGCCUCUUACUCACAAGCUGUCAAGGCAAACGGGUUCAUCUACGUUUCCGGCCAAAUUCCGUACACCGCUGACAACAAACCAUUACCAGAGUCGUCUUCAAUUCAAGAUUAUGCCGAACAAGCCAUUCAAAAUGUUUCUGCUAUUUUGGAAGCUUCAAACUCGUCAUUGAAACAUAUUGUUAAGGCCAACAUUUUCUUGACUGAUAUGAAAGCUCAAUUCGGUGAAUUCAAUCAGGUUUAUGCCAAGUACUUUAACGAACACAAGCCAGCUAGAUCUUGUGUAGCUGUGAAGGAAUUGCCAUUGGGUGUUCCAUUGGAAAUAGAGGUUGUUGCCAUUGAGAGAGAUGAUACCAAGUUAUAA
Messenger RNA from Lodderomyces theae, 471 nucleotides. RefSeq names its product isoleucine biosynthesis protein (gene MMD1). Gene Ontology annotation, cellular component: mitochondrion; cytosol. The transcript is spliced from 3 exons. Gene Ontology annotation, molecular function: deaminase activity. Lineage: Eukaryota; Fungi; Ascomycota; Pichiomycetes; Serinales; Debaryomycetaceae. The record is from RefSeq and is a predicted model, not a curated record. The coding region runs from base 1 to 471 and encodes 156 amino acids.